AAAUCGCAAACUUCACGCUACGGAACGCACACAUCACGCUGGUCGUCGAUAUCACCGAUACAAACAUCAGACACAAGACAUUCUCGCAGGCACUAAACAUUCCUGUGCACAAACGAGACGAGGCCAGACUCCGAGACCAUCGACUCCAUCCGUGGCUUUAUUUCCCACUCCAAAGACAUGACUCGAGCAGCGAUUUCUCGAGCAGCAGCGAUUUCCUUGCGACAAUCCUGUCGGGCAACGCGGCGGUCCUCUGUGUCUGUUGGACUGAAGCUACAGCGUGGGGUCUGAGGAAGGACAAGCUAUCUGUCAAUUCACCUCACAAAGGCGCCGCCCAUCUGCCAACAUGGCUGCUGUUCCAAAGGACUUCGUUGAUCUGGCGCACGCCUUUGCCGCGCAAGAAGGGACGUUGGUCAACAUCAUCGGCGUCGUGGUCGAUAAGAUGGACCCAACGACCACGAGACGCAGCGACUGGAUGUUAACGUUCAAGAUCACCGACCCGAAACUUCUGGCCACACAACCAAGUGCAGAAGGUUUGACCAUCCGCUUCUUCAGACAGGAUCCAACCCAUCUCCCACGCGUGCGCAGCAUCGGUGAUGUUGUGCUGUUGAGGAGCAUCAAGAUCAGUACCUUCAAUGGCCAGCGUCUAGCUUUAUCGCACUCCACCACUUCGUCACUAGUCUUUCCGUCUGCGUCUAUACCAGAUCCCAACUUCACCAUCGGCUAUCAAGGCAGCAACAGAAUCGAGUGCCUGGGCAUUCCGAUGCAUGUCGAGAAGUUCACCCUCAACGAGCAGCAGUAUGUCAUGAGCCUGCGACAUGCUCUGGGAGGAAUCGUUGGUGAAAGAGCGACAUUGGCCGCAGCAAUGGCGGCCGUACCUACGCUACAGGCUGCAGGUACUGUUCCGAAGCAGAAGCUCCCAGCCGAAUUCAACAGCGCACUUGAGCCGCCCGCGAAAAAGCAGAAGUUCGAGUCAAGUCUGGGAGCAAAGUUCAAGCUCGUGCGAGAUCUGAAGGAGCCGAAAAGCUUCGCUGACGUUUGUGGCCUCGUUGUGAAAUGCAUUGGAGCACAAUACGGCGGCUGCGAUUUGUACAUCACAGACUACACGCCUAACGAGCAAAUGCGCUAUUAUCCACCGCCAGAAGAAGAGACCGAUCGUGAACGGGAUGGCGACAUGUACGGCUACAACGGACCACCUCGAAAGUCAUGGCCCGGACCUUACGAAUAUUUAGUCUUGAAGGUCAAUGUCAAAGAGCCUCACGCAAGCUUCGCCGUCCAAUCUGUCCGAGAAGGAGACUGCGUCAUGCUUCGCAACAUGAAGACCCGUAUCACUCCGAUGGGGACAUGGCUGGAGGGCGACAUGUGGCCCGAUGACAAGUAUCCCAACAAGGUCUUAAUCACCAAAGUUCUGAACUUGAACUUCCCAGAAGCGAAGGCCUUAUUCCAGCGCCGGGACAAUUACUGGGCCAAACGAGAUGCUCUCUUGGCUCCCAAGCAGAACGAGGGAGCCACACUCAGCAAAGCCGAGAGGAAACGCCAGAAAAGACAGAAACGCAAGGAUGGACGGCAAGCGAAAUCCGGACCGCAGGAGAAUGUCGAGCCUUCCAAAGACGACACUUCCAGUAACGAGCACAGCGACGACGCAUCUAAAUCAACGCGGAUGAAACCCGAUACCAACCAAUACGUACGCUGCCGCGACCAGGACAUCAGCCUCACACGUAUCAAAGACAUUCUCGACCCACGCAAUCUCCGACACACCAACCGCCGCCUCGAUGGACAAGAAUACAUUCUCCCUUUCAUCAACGCCAAGUACCGCGCCAAAGUCCGCGUGGUGGAUUUCGAGCCCAAAGACCUCCGCGACUUCGCCGUGCGGCCGGUGCAGAAUGAUAGUCAGGCCAUUUCCGAGUCGACAAUGGACUGGACAUACGAAUCCGCCUCUCCGCCGUCGUGGGAAUGGCACUUCUCGCUCUUGCUGGAAGACGCAUCUGUACGUCCUGAACAUCGCACUGAAGACGAUCGAAUAUGGGUGAACAUCCAGCAUGAACAAGCACAAUUCUUGUUCGGCAAUAGAUUGGCUGAUCCGGGCGAUAUGACGGGCGGGACUGCCGGGCUAUUGGCUCAGUUACGGGAGAGACUAUUCAUUCUUUGGGGAAACUUGGAGGAGAUACACAGUGCAGGUGCUGAAGAGGGUGGAGUAGAGGCGAUGCAGCAGGAACUGAGCAAUUUGCCGUUCGAGUGCUGCGUCAUGGAGUACGGAGUGGAGAGAGAUGAUGAUGAUCCGGAAAAGGGUCCGAGGCCGGAGGAGGCGUGGAAGAGGAUGUAUGGUAUGUUUGGGGCGACGAUCUUGUGA
This is a messenger RNA of Zymoseptoria tritici IPO323, 2347 nucleotides long. RefSeq lists its product as uncharacterized. Lineage: Eukaryota; Fungi; Ascomycota; Dothideomycetes; Mycosphaerellales; Mycosphaerellaceae. Gene Ontology annotation, cellular component: chromosome, telomeric region; nuclear telomere cap complex. The coding region runs from base 344 to 2347 and encodes 667 amino acids. The record is from RefSeq and is a predicted model, not a curated record. Gene Ontology annotation, biological process: regulation of telomere maintenance via telomerase; telomere capping. The transcript has a single exon. Gene Ontology annotation, molecular function: telomerase inhibitor activity; G-rich strand telomeric DNA binding.